GUGGUCCAGAGGAGGAUGGAUGGGACUCUGAACUUCUUCCGUCCGUGGGAACAGUACAAAAUGGGUUUUGGAAACGCCGCCGGUGAACACUGGCUGGGUCUGGACCACAUGUACUACCUGACCCGAAGGGAACCCUAUGAGCUGCUGGUGGACAUGGAGGACUUCAAAGGCCAGAGGGCGUGGUCCGGUUACUCCGCCUUCUCUGUGGGAUGUUCAUGUGACGGAUACAAACUCCAAGUAUCAGGAUUCACCAACGGAGGAGCAGGCGACGCUCUGAAAUAUCACAACGGAAUGAGGUUCUCCACCUUCGACAAAGACCAGGAUAAAGACCGGUCCAACUGCGCCAAACGGUACCUGGGGGCGUUCUGGUACAGAACCUGUCACUACACCAACCCCAACGGCGUCUACCGCUGGGGCGCCGACUCCAGCCUGCAUGCCGUGGGGGUGGAGUGGGCCUACUGGAGGGGCUACGACUACUCCCUGAAGGCCAUUAGCAUGAAGAUCCGCCCGGCAACACACAAGGCUCUGGACUAG
Molecule: messenger RNA, 534 nt
Organism: Sphaeramia orbicularis (orbiculate cardinalfish)
Lineage: Eukaryota; Metazoa; Chordata; Actinopteri; Kurtiformes; Apogonidae
Product: microfibril-associated glycoprotein 4-like
Exons: 3
Biological process (GO): elastic fiber assembly
Source: RefSeq, a predicted model, not a curated record